AUGGCCUCAAGAAGCAAGCCAAACAUCAUUGUGACUGGUACGCCCGGCGUGGGCAAAACUACCCACUGCGAAAUACUCGCCGAAAACACUGGUCUGAAACACUUCUCGAUCAACGAAGUUGUCAAGGACCGAGGUUGUCAUGAUGGCUACGACGAAGAAUUCAAAAGCUGGAUCGUGGACGAGGACAAGUUACUGGAUGCAAUUGAAGAUGAGGUGAAGCAAGGGGGAUACAUAAUUGACUGGCACGCUUGCGACUUGUUCCCCAAAAGCUGGAUCGACCUUGUGGUUGUUCUGCGAGUCGAUUCUACACAGCUUUACGACAGACUGAAAGCAAGGAACUACCCCGAAGCCAAACUACAAGAGAAUAUCGACUCCGAGAUUAUGGAGGUCCUACUACAAGAAGCGCGGGAUUCAUACGACGAAGACAUCGUAGUCGAGCUCACCAGCAACAGUACGGAGGAGAUGGACAGCAACGUUGCACGGAUCGAGAGUUGGCUUGCGCAGUGGAAAAAGAACAACACCGAAAAUGCGCAAUAG
Lachnellula hyalina is the source of this 537-nucleotide messenger RNA. It is a transcript of the gene HBR1, whose product is annotated as Adenylate kinase isoenzyme 6-like protein. Lineage: Eukaryota; Fungi; Ascomycota; Leotiomycetes; Helotiales; Lachnaceae. Gene Ontology annotation, cellular component: cytoplasm; nucleus. Gene Ontology annotation, molecular function: AMP kinase activity; ATP binding; ATP hydrolysis activity. The record is from RefSeq and is a predicted model, not a curated record. The coding region runs from base 1 to 537 and encodes 178 amino acids. The transcript has 3 exons.